UAUGAAGUUGCAUUGAUAUGUCUACCAGCAGGAUUGAGUUCCCAGCAAGUACUCCGUAUGGAAACGGUGUCUCACUUGAGUCAACACUGAAAGGGAAAAUGGUCCCCAUAGAACCAAUCAAGGUGGAGAGAUCAUGAAACACGGCAAAGGCUGAGCUUGUGUCCACAAACCCAAGAUAGUAACCGGAGCUUGAUAGGAGUAAAGCCUUGAACCAUCCCCACCGCGUUGUUGCUUGUCAUGGUACCAAGUCUGGUCUUACCCUGAAAAGGAGGAAUACAAGUGGAGCUUCACCCGAGGCUAUGGCUCGUAUUCUGCAUUAAUCGAAAAAUUUACAAUGAUACAGGAAUCUAUCUCGCAUGCGCCUUCCUGUUAGCUUGAUUCCCCGUUCACAGUUAUCUAAAUCUUCAGCUCUCCCCUCCCCUUCCUGACCUUUGAUCCUAUAUACGACACGAUACUAUUAUACUGCACUACACUGUACUACACUAUUAUGACCAUGUCCUAAUGCGUCCCUUCAACAGAAAGCAGAGGCUUUCACUAGUCACCUUUUCUAUCUUCUACUUCUUCCUCUUUUUCUUCUGUCGCGCCAACUCCGCGCGAGACCCAGGCUCCUACUUCUUCCAACCAAGAGAAGGCUAUCGUCCCGAAUACAAUGGACUCUCCAAAAAACAACGCUCCAAAAUCUCCAUCCACGUCCUCUUCGCCCUAACCACCCCCUCCAACCACCCAGACUACAACUACCCAUGGACAACCAACGCCAUCGACCGCAUCCUCACAUACGACACCCUCAACGCCUCAACCCCCUACCUCCGAGUCCUCGAACGCUCCAACAAAUACACUCCUGAAAAAUCCUUAAUCGACUACCGCCUCUCCCUAAAUACCUGCUACACCGGCACCGACGCCCCCUACUUCCUCAUGCUAGAAGACGACGUCGUCGCCCAGCGCUCCUGGUACGAAACCACCACGACCGCCAUCCGUCAAAUCGAAGAAUGGUCCCGCCGCGGCAUCGUCAGCCCCGACUGGCUCUACCUCCGCCUCUUCUGGACGGAGAAGUUCCUCGGCUGGAACUCUGAGAGCUGGCGCGAGUACUUUCUCUGGAGCCUGCUGGCGACGGGGACGGUGGCGGGGGUGGGGCUGGUCGCGCGGAGGACCGUCAAGCUCGCGCAGGAGAUCCUGAGUAAUUCGUUCCUGGGGCUGGUGUGUUUUGUCUGCAUGCCGAUGGUGAUUGGGCUGUAUUUUGCGUCGGGGCGGGUGACGGUUCAGAGGCCUAUGAAGCCGGGGAUUCAUCGCAUGAAUGCGCAUGGGUGUUGUUCGCAGGCUCUGGUUUUCCCUCGCGAAAAAGUGCCCCGGAUUAUGGAGUAUAUGAAGAAGAUGGAGGAUGCGACGACGCCUAAGCCUGUGGAUACGACGUUGGAGCGGCUGGCUAAUGAAGACCAGCUUGAUCGGUUGGCGAUUUCCCCGCCGCAGAUGCAGCAUGUCGGCGCGGCCUCCUACAAGGAGGACGAGAAGAAAUGGAGGAAAGGGGAGUACUCUGUCCGGGGCGCGCAUGGUGUUUGGAGUAUGGAGUUCGAGAAGGCCUAUGAGUCGGUCCCGUACGGUGGAAGUAUGAUCGACAGUUAUUGGCCUCAGUGAAGGUGUUCGGGCUCUCAUUUCGGCUACAAUUAAGAUGAUGAUGGAGAUGAUAUACCGACGAUUUUUUCGAGAUGCAAUGCUCUUUGAGUUCUAUGUGAAUAUGCUUAUGAGAUGGCCCCGCCCCAUGUCGAUGAGGUUUUAUGAAUGUACAUAUUUACGAAUUACAUAGUUCUACGCUCUAGAAAA
Messenger RNA from Aspergillus alliaceus, 1815 nucleotides. RefSeq lists its product as uncharacterized. Gene Ontology annotation, molecular function: glycosyltransferase activity. Gene Ontology annotation, biological process: GPI anchor biosynthetic process. Bases 502 to 1629 code for a protein of 375 amino acids. Gene Ontology annotation, cellular component: Golgi membrane. The transcript has 2 exons. The record is from RefSeq and is a predicted model, not a curated record. NCBI's taxonomy places the organism in Eukaryota, Fungi, Ascomycota, Eurotiomycetes, Eurotiales, Aspergillaceae.